Messenger RNA from Exaiptasia diaphana, 1534 nucleotides. RefSeq lists its product as uncharacterized. NCBI's taxonomy places the organism in Eukaryota, Metazoa, Cnidaria, Anthozoa, Actiniaria, Aiptasiidae. The transcript is spliced from 3 exons. The coding region runs from base 29 to 1426 and encodes 465 amino acids. The record is from RefSeq and is a predicted model, not a curated record.
CUUUCGYUUUCGAUCAUCUUCUAGGGAAAUGAAGCAAAGGAAAAGAAGACGUGCUUUAAAUGAAAUAUUUCAGAAAAAGACAGAGUUUCCCGUGAGCCAACCGCAGUCGUUGAGAAACUACAUCUUACGUCCAGUCGAAUUAACCGUCAAGACAGUUUCUGCGUUGACUUCAAUUCCUCAACAAAGAAUUGUCUGCUUGACCCUUGCUGUUACAAGUUACAAAUUCCUGCUUCCACAUGAACUGACAGCCAAGGAACAAGUGAUUACAAUAGUGUUUUGGGUGCUGGUAGACUCUCUAGAACCGCCUAUAGUGGCUGAAUACAUAGGAGAGGUCAAAGACUUUGGAGACAUGAUGKGUAGAGUUGCAUUCCUACCUGUCAGGUUACUUGGUGGUCUCGUGUCGGCUUUAAUGGAUUGCUUUCCUUUGUCUAGAGCUGGUAGGCUGUUAUCAUGGACAGGCGACUGUGCCAUUCCAGUUUUCAACUGGUUCAUUGACUUGGCACGACCGUUUUUUGUUCAAGACAAGCUUCURUACAAACACAAAGGUAAUACGCCUGAGAUGGUGCGCUCAGUCCACUUACCAUGGUCAACUGCCAGUGACACUUUCCAUGGAAUCCAUAACGCAACUCUGCAGAACUCAUCACAGUCCACCCUCACGCCAGUCAAGGCAACAAUCAACGCGUAUAUCUACCGUCCACUCGAGCUAACCGUCAAGACAGUUUCUGCGCUGACWCAGAUUCCUCAACAACGCGUAAUUUGUUUGACUCUUGCUGUGACAAGCUAYAAAUUCCUGCUUCCACAAAAACUGACAGCCAAGGAACAAGCGAUCACAACAGUGUUUUGGGUGCUGGUUGACUCUCUAGAGGCUCCCAUAGUAGCUGAAUACACAGGAGAAGUCAAAGAGCUUGGAUACAUGAUGGGUAGAGUUGCUUUCCUUCCUACGAGAAUACUCAGUGGCGUCGUUUCAUUGACAGGUAGAUGUACAUGGGAUGCGCUGUCAUGUCUUGUCCRACCGGUGUACGACGCAAUGGCCUAUUGCUUAAUACAGUCGCUCAACUUGGUGAUUUCUGUUCACAACUUGUGCUGGCCAGUAAUUUCCAGGUGUUACAACUACUUGGUUUUCCCUCUGUUUGUCCAGGAAGAGCGUCAGUCAAGUUUUUCAUAUUAUGUGUUGUAUGCCAUGAAUACCAUCCUACAUGCUGCUUUCUUGCCGUGCAAGGUGCUUAUUCUGGAACCAGUAUAUACCCUGAUCUACUACAGCUCAACAGACAUGUCACUCAACUAUAUAAUUGAAUCUUGGAUCAACAGUAGUAAAAACAUGGCGUGGUACAUCGUUGUUUAUCACUGGCAACUCACRUCAAUUGUCUGUCUGUUUUGCUUAUGGAUAUGGAGCAUUAUCAACAAGAUUUUGAACGGUAAGUUAUGAAAGCCUGUUUGACAGACUAAAAACAUGUUUUUCAUACUGCACCGCAUCGCAAAAAAACUCAAUUUCUCAAAAUAACCGCAGAGAAUAGUUUGUAAAACUCUUUUUAAG